AUGUUUUACGAUUUGAAUUUACCUUAUCCUACGCAGCCGGAUAUGGCUUACCAACAGACUGAAUUUCGUAAAAGAAUAAGUCCAAUUCGCAAAUUAGAAAUUGAUAACUUACCUUCAGGCUUACCACCAAAGAUCGAACAAUUGACACGCGUCACAGUUGUGAUAGAAGAUGCAAGUCAGAAUUAUGGAUUGACAUCUGCAAAUAGCGCAACCUCAUCUUAUGAUAUUGUUGCAGUUCAACCAACUAGUGAAAAGAUAUUCCAAAAUGCUUGUGGUACUUAUGAAAUAGAUAUCAUAUCACUUGAGAUGGGAUCACGUCUGCCAUUUUACAUAAAACAUGGACCUGUCGGAUUAGCAAUUGAACGUGGCAUAUAUUUUGAGAUUUGUUACGCUCCUGCGAUAAGAGAUGCCGCAUCGCGUCGACAUCUUAUAACUAACGCUCAGAAUUUGGUUAGAGUAACACGUGGAAAAAAUAUAAUAAUUACCAGCGAAGCGCAAAGAGCAAUGGAAUUACGUGGUCCAUAUGACAUUGUCAACUUAGGCACGAUAAUGGGGAUAAAUCAAGCAAUGGCAAAAGAAUGUAUAUCAACAAACUGUCGCGCUGUAGUCAUGCAUGCGACAACGCGUAGAAAUACACAUCGUGCAGUUAUCUCUUUUGAACCUAUUUCUUCAUUAAAACAAAAUGAGAUGUGGAAGAUUGGGCACGAUGAGAAAGUUCUUACCGAAAAAAUGGAUUUUAAAGGCAUAUCGAAACGAGUUCGUUUAAGCAAUGAUGAUGAAAAUGAAGUUGAACAAUUGCAGGAUAUGGAAAUAUGA
Messenger RNA from Funneliformis mosseae, 816 nucleotides. NCBI's taxonomy places the organism in Eukaryota, Fungi, Glomeromycota, Glomeromycetes, Glomerales, Glomeraceae. The record is from the annotation of a GenBank genome assembly.